AUGUUUGAGAAGAUAGCAAAAUACAUCAGGGAGAAUCUUGAGCUGCUGGACAAUAGGCCUGAUGGCACCUACUGUUUCAUGCUGCACUCCUACUGGGUGUACUGUGUGAGUGAAAAGAUCUUGAAGUUGGCUGCCAACAUCUCUGGUGACAAGCUGAUGUUGCUGGGGACCUGCUUGGGAAAGACUCACAAAUUCCAGUUGCACAUCACAGCUCUGGAUUACCUCACACCCUAUGCCAAGGGUUUUGAGGUGGCAGCAAAGUCUACACAAGACUGCAGGAAAGUAGACCCCAUGGUGAUUGUGGUAUUUCAUUAAGCAGACAUUGGGGAAUAUGUGUGACUUGAAGAAACAUUAACUUAA
Myotis myotis is the source of this 360-nucleotide messenger RNA. RefSeq names its product 60S ribosome subunit biogenesis protein NIP7 homolog. Lineage: Eukaryota; Metazoa; Chordata; Mammalia; Chiroptera; Vespertilionidae. The record is from RefSeq and is a predicted model, not a curated record. The transcript has 2 exons.